Molecule: messenger RNA, 1249 nt
Organism: Passer montanus (Eurasian tree sparrow)
Lineage: Eukaryota; Metazoa; Chordata; Aves; Passeriformes; Passeridae
Gene: ECRG4
Product: ECRG4 augurin precursor
Exons: 5
Coding region: 313-771 (152 amino acids)
Biological process (GO): central nervous system development; cellular senescence; G1 to G0 transition
Source: RefSeq, a predicted model, not a curated record
CUGGGUAGAAGCCUCCAGCCAAGGGGCUGGGAUUUGGGAGAGGCAGAAUAAACGCGCCUUUCGCGCCCGGCAUCCCCUCCAGUCCCGCGGCUCCCGCGCUCCCAGCCUUGGUCUCUUCUUGCCCUGCUUGCAGGAGGCAAGGCAUGCUGAAAUAAAGAGAAACUUGUUCUGUGGCAGGAAAGGUCGUUUCUUCUGGCCAGGCAUUCCCAUCCCGGGAAGGAGACAGGAAGCAUAUUGCAUUAAAGGUGGCAUUCCUCUCCUCUCCUUUCCUCUCCCCUGCUCUCCUGUGCUCUGCUCGCCGUCCCUGCCGCGAUGCCGCCGCCGUGUCCCCGCGGGGCCCUGCCCGGAGCCUCCCUCCUCCUCCUCCUCUUCCUCCUGCUCCCGCUGCUCUGCGCGGCCCCCGAUGCUUCAAGGGGAAAUAAGCUUAAACUGAUGCUUCAGAAACGAGAAGCCCCUGCUGCGGCGAAGGCCGAGGUGUCAGUGAAGGAGACGGCAGCCAAGGCGUUCCUGAGCAGCCUGAGGCGCCAGAGGCGCCAGCUGUGGGACAGAAGCCAGCCCGACGUGCAGCAGUGGUACCAGCAGUUCCUGUACCUGGGCUUCGAUGAGCAGAAAUUUGAAGAUGACAUCUCCUACUGGACCAACCUGGGGCGCGCUCGUAAUGAAUACUACGGUGGGUACUACCAGCACCACUACGAUGAAGAUUCUCCCAUUGGCCCACGGAACCCACACACCUUCAGGCACGGGGCAGGCGUCAACUACGACGAUUACUGAUGCCAUUCGCCCUGCUGCACUGGGCGAGGCCGAGCCCUCCCCCAGUCAGGAUGACCCUGCUUUUUCUUCUACUCAUGUCAAACAGAAGGAGGAAAGGAUCUGCCAGACUUUGAUGAGAGCAACAUGACUUUUUUUUAAAGGUUUUUUUAUAGGUUACAGAUAACAGUCUUUCUUUCUAUCAUUACUUAGUAGUACACUAUAUAUAAAAAGUGUUAUAGAAAUAAAGCUUUUUUGAUAAUUAGGUUGCCAUUAUUUAGUAGACUUCAUAAUAGCAAGUUUAAUUCCAACUGUAUUACUACAGAUUCCUUUUUAGAGGUUUUUUCUCUUGCUGUCCUACAAUCAAUUGCAAAAUUACAUUAUAUCAUCUACUUUGGCAUAUAGAAUACAUAAUAUUAGCCAGUACAUUUAAGAUGUGCCUUCCCAUUCACAUUUCUAUUAACAAAUAAAUCCAAUUAUUCUUGGGAGAAAAGAAACAAAA